Messenger RNA from Mobula hypostoma (lesser devil ray), 3690 nucleotides. Its product is annotated as G-protein coupled receptor 161-like. Gene Ontology annotation, molecular function: G protein-coupled receptor activity. The transcript is spliced from 3 exons. NCBI's taxonomy places the organism in Eukaryota, Metazoa, Chordata, Chondrichthyes, Myliobatiformes, Myliobatidae. Gene Ontology annotation, biological process: G protein-coupled receptor signaling pathway. Gene Ontology annotation, cellular component: membrane. The record is from RefSeq and is a predicted model, not a curated record. Bases 441 to 1847 code for a protein of 468 amino acids.
GCUUCCUUUACGAGAAGCUGAGGAAUUUGACCCAGUGGCCAUCACCCCGGGAGCAAGUACUCCCUCCGAGGACGGAUGGCCCUGUGUGGGGAGACACGGUGAGGCUGGGGCAGAUAUCCCAGACGGUUCAAGUCAGGGUUGUUGGAAGCAAUUUUCUCAGCAGUAGAAAGUGAUUUGCUCUCAGGAAGGGUCGUGGAACGGAGCUGGUGCCCUCUUGGCCUGAGACCUCCAGCUGGGGCAGCAGAAGCGAUGGGAUGGCUGAGAAGGCCUUAAGCCAACAGUGGCCUGGUCCUGUCCCUUUCCCAGCCUCUGCACCAAGCAGUCAUAGGAUACUGAAGGUUCCAUCCGAGGGAACGAGCCUCCCACGAGGACCGAGCUAACGAGGCCCCGAUGGGCAGCUCGGAGCUAGGGGGACCAGGUGCUUCUGUCAUCACGAUAACAUGGACAAUCCCCCCACCCCGGUGUUGGGGGACCUACAACCCGAUGGCUACAGACAAGAGGAGCAGUCAUCAGCACAGAUGGCUGCCCAGGCGCUCCUCUACCUGCUCAUCCUGGUCGUUGGCCUGCCUCUCAACGCCCUGGUGUUGGCGCUGGUCUCCAAGUCGCGGCCCCUGAGGAGUGUCACCAACAUGUUCGUGGUGUCUCUGGCACUGGCCGACCUGCUGCUCCUGCUGCUUGGCCCUCCCUUCGUCCUCGCCGCCAUCGUUGCCCAGGCGUGGCCACUGGGCGCAACAUUCUGCCAGAUCUCGGGCUUCCUCACCUUCUCCCUGAGGCUGGUUUCCAUCCUGUGCGUGGCAGGGAUUGCGGUGGACAGGUACUAUGUGAUUGCCAGGCCUUUUGUACUCACCAUCACCAGAGAGAAGGCAAAGAGGAUGAUCGCCUUCCUGUGGUGGGCCGGACUCCUCUGUGGAUUGCCACCAUUUUUCGGUGUAGGCCUCUACCGGUUUUCCCCUUCCAAGUGUUUGUGUGACUACAGUUGGCCGGACGGAGGUUCCAGCCUUGCUUAUGGUAUCUACCUUUUUACCUGGGUGUACCUGACCUCUGUGGUGGUAGUCACCACCUCCUAUUGCUUGAUCUACCGAAUUACACGGAUGCGCUUGUCGGCCAAGGCCCAGCGGAUUGCCAGCAGCCUGCCCUCUAGACAGGAAGGCAGCUUGGUCCUUACAGAGCCGAGGUCCCUCAGACUACUGCAGGCCAGCCUUCCGCGCAAGUGGGCCAGCCUCAUCUCCUCCAACUCGACCUUUAACUUGAGUGCCGGAAGCGCGUCAGAGGUGGCGAUGGAGUCCAGAACGGCGAAGACCAUUGUUGGGGUAGUGGCCACCUUUGUUCUCACCUGGCUGCCGUACUUCGCCUCCAGCCUUCACCGCCGAACUCCCUCCGGGAGCGGGUCUGCCAGGACGCUGGACUUCCUCGUGACCUGGCUGACCUUCACCAACUGUGUCCUGGACCCAGUUCUGUACGCUCUGCUGAACCGGCAGUUUCGACAUCGCGCCAGGGAGCGGUGGAGCCAGUGGUUCAGAGUCUCUGCCCCACGGGCAUCAGAGGAGGCCGCAGCACCGCCCGCUCAAGGUGUGAGCAGAACCAACAUGGAAGCCAGCACAGCCCCCUUCUCCAUUUCACGAGAGCUCCGGAAGUCCGUGUCAGCCACAUUCCUUGGGGAUUCACCACUCCGCAGACUCCCUCUGAAUCUCCGCUCCUCUUGCUUCCGGCAUGGAGCUUCUACUGGUCGGGAACGUCCCAGCAACACGGCCCAUGGGCCUAAGAAUGGGAACGAGCAACGGACAGCGACCUCGGCAACAGGCUGUGGCCCCGGCACAGUGACUGCGGCAAUAGCCUUUGCUCAGUGACCCCGGCGACAGUCAGUAAUCCCAGUGACAGACAUCAGUCUGUGUCCCGUCACCAUGGCAACGGGUGGCGAACCUGGCAACAGACAGGCAUUUCUUCCAGCGGUCAGUAGCCACUGGUCAGCACUCAGAGACUCCUCUGAACCGGACAGUCCCAGCAAUAUCCAGUGACCCACCGCCCAACCCCGACUCUACCCAGUACCGGUCCGUGUCCAGUGUCCUCCGUGACCCCGGGAGUGGACGGUGUCGGCUGGGGAGGAACAGGUGCAGCAUCCGGCCAGAAGUGAGGGAGGGAGGCAGACUGUGUCCGCAGUCUGGAUGCCGGACGCCCGCUGCAUUGUUUCCCAUGUGAUUAAAAUGCCUGUACACGAAUGGGAAGGGCAUAAUUCUGUUCCCAGUACAGAGCUCUGCGCACAGUAAAUUCAGCAAGGCGAAGAUCGUGUGCAAAGCCGGGCUGGGCGAACCUGUGCUCAUCGCUUUGAUAGCGGACCCUACCUCUUGACCCCGGACUGUCGAUUGGGAGAGUUCAGCGUAUCGUACUCGCUCUUAUUUCCCCGCGGGUACCGACUCCUCCCCCACCGGGGACGCACCGAGUCGGAACACUGUGUCCAGCCCAGCCGGGUCACGGGGCUGUCGCGUCCCCACUCCCCUUCACGCGGGUACUCGCUCGUGAUCGGGGUCUCCGCGCUCCCGGCAGCGCCGAAGCCGCUGGGAAUGAUUGCAAAAUCUGCUGAAAUAGCUCCCAUAUUGUACAACUACCAUUGUCACGCAGGACCGUGCACAGAAGCGCCUUUGAUUCCAAAGGGACUGUGUCAGGUCCUCAGGGCAGAGUGGGGAUGCGACCACUCAGGGAUCCGGGUCAGCCCCCUCCCUCGGGGACGGAAGUGGAAAAGUUCACACACACACACCCACCCCUAGAGGAACUCAGCAGGUCAGGCAACGUCUGUGGAGGGGAAUAAACAGUCGAUGUUUUGGGCCGAGACCCUCCAUUAGGACUGGAAAGGAAGGGGGCAAAAGCCAGAAUAAGAGGGUGAGGGGAGGGACAGGACUACAAGCUGGCAGGCGAUAGGUGAGUGGGUGCAGGAGGGGAGAUGCUGGGAGGGGAGGAGGUAAAGGGCUAAAGACAAAGGAACCUGAUGGGAGAGGACAGUGGACCAUGGGAGGAAGGUAAGGGAGAGGAGCACCAGAGGGAGGAGAAGAGAGAAAGGAUGAGUCAGUAACCAGAACGGGGAAUGGAAAGAGAGAAGGAUUGGGGGGUGGGUUUAGUCAGAGAGAUAAUGUUUAUGCCAUUGGGUUGGAGAUUAGCCAGACCAAGAAUGUGAGGUGCUGCUCCUCCAAACUCAUAGAGUGACCUCAUCAUGGCAGUAGAGGAGUCCGAGGACUGACAUGUCGAAAUGGAAAUGGGAAUGGGUGGCCACUAGGAAAUCCCACCUAUUGCGCUUGACAAAGUGGUCCUUCACUCUACGUUGGAACUAUAGAAGUCAGCUGGUGGUGUAGUGGCACCUGCACCUGACUUUCAAGGCGAGUGAUCCCCGGUUCAAAUCCAGCAGACUUCCUUGCACACUUUCCAUCCUUGCUGGGUUGAGCAACAAGCUAGCAACUCAGGCUUGUAAGAAAACAGCCAAAGGGCUAAAGAACUGGCAAGGUUGCCGCCGGAUGCAUCAAAAGGCGCGAACAGGAACAGCGAUACCCUAGAGGAAGCCAUAGGCCACACUGGAAUGGAAGAAGGGUCAUUCCUCCCCAUGGGAAUCAGACAGGAAUCUGGGAAGCCCCCACUCAGGAGUGGGGCAGGACCUGUGUGACUGCCCCAUGUGACUAACCCAGUGAUGGGUUAAAGAGUCUGCCA